Molecule: messenger RNA, 1235 nt
Organism: Drosophila eugracilis
Lineage: Eukaryota; Metazoa; Arthropoda; Insecta; Diptera; Drosophilidae
Gene: Sid
Exons: 3
Coding region: 14-1120 (368 amino acids)
Biological process (GO): apoptotic DNA fragmentation
Cellular component (GO): nucleus; mitochondrial inner membrane
Molecular function (GO): metal ion binding; RNA endonuclease activity; nucleic acid binding
Source: RefSeq, a predicted model, not a curated record
CGAAGCUGUGAAGAUGAGUAAGCUGAAAUAUAUUUGUACCGUCUUGAGCCUGUUUCUUUUCAUUCUUAGGGCCAGCGCUGUGUGUAUUAUUCAUCCGGACUUGUUGGAAAAGCAUAAUAUUUAUUUAAGAAACGUGAAUGGGAUCUUCGACAUUCAGGGCAGUGAUAUUGUAGAAACCGACCAACGGGUGUAUUUGUUUUGUUAUGGGAAAAAUCUGGAGGAGUUUGUAUGCCAAUCCAAUACCAAUUUCAAUCGGCCAUUAGAGGAUUAUAACUGUACAUCGGGGUUCCCGCCUUCUGUUGUAGUGCAAAAUCACCCCUCUUGUCCCGCUCCCUAUAAGUUAUAUGCCGUCGGCUACCACUACAAUGGACACUUUAUGGAGCUGUAUCAAAACUGUUACGAUGUCGGAAAACUAGCAUUUAAACAUUCCUCCUAUAUGACUUACCGUUACACAAAUAACUCUGAACGUCCGACUCCUUCUUGGGCAACGGAUGACUUAGCUAAUUUUAUUACCGCUUACGAGGGAAGAGCUACUCAAGCUUGUUUUCUCACUAAUCUGGGUGCAAAGCAACCGGGUUGCAAGUUUGAUCGUGGCCAUAUGACACCAGCUUCUGCUUUUAUUUUUGCAGAGGUUAAAAAAGCAACCUUCAGGUACAUAAAUGCCAUACCCCAAUAUCUGGGAGUCAAUCGUGGCUACUGGAAGUCCAUCGAAACCUGGAUAACUUCUCUAGUUAAAGAAAAAGAUCCAAUAAACAAAAUCAAACCAGUUUGGCGAACUCACGAUCAAAUCAAGGUUUGCACAGGGGUACUGGAGGAAGUGCAUGCCCUGAAACACAACCACAACAACAAUAUGAUACCUAUAUACCUUAUGAAUAAUAACAAAAUUCCCGUCCCCACGUGGAUGUACAAGACAGUAACCACUCUUUCCGGAACGCAGUUGGUAAUCCUAACCUACAACGACAAUAUUCGACCAAGUGAUUUGGAAAUAAAUAGGAUCUGCAAUACGACUGCCUGUCCUUCAGAACUCCCGACGAACAAAAGGAUUGUGGGGCACACUGUCUGCUGCAACCAUUACGAUUUCAUUUCACUAAACGCUGCACAUUUGACUGGUAUUUGCUGAUGCCGAAAUGUCUCUAGAAGUUUAGAAUGAGAACUUACUACCCAGUGCCGUAAACUUUCGCAUAUAAAAGUUUCUGUUUAAGCUAUAUAUUACGAUUUUAUCAAUAAAGGUUCCU